AUGUCGGCAUGGGCUGGCAUCGUCACCGAUGUGGCGGUGUGCUCUGACGGGCCAAUGCCAAUGCAUGCACCCUCAGAACAGUUCCUUGGCGGUGGAGUAGAGGCCGCCCAGUUUCACGUGCUGCUGUUCCGCGUGUUCUCCGUAGUUGCACCCAUAAAAAUAGAAGGGAAGAUGGAGAAAGGAAUCGAGCGACAAGUGGGUAUCAUAAUGGGGCUGUUUUGGGAUGGCACGAGAUUAAUGGAGAUUGAAAGGCGCCGGACGACAGAAGAGAAGGAAAAGGUGGUCGCGUAA
Penicillium samsonianum is the source of this 291-nucleotide messenger RNA. RefSeq lists its product as uncharacterized. The transcript is spliced from 2 exons. Bases 1 to 291 code for a protein of 96 amino acids. The record is from RefSeq and is a predicted model, not a curated record. Lineage: Eukaryota; Fungi; Ascomycota; Eurotiomycetes; Eurotiales; Aspergillaceae.